ACCACACCAUUGGCCAGUCGCUGUACGGUGAGAUGGCCGAAACAGAUCAGCCAUUAGCAGCUCUGCCUGAGCAGGCGCAAGAAGAUGCUCUUCACGCGAACCGCCUGCUCGCAGUCGAGGAGCGACCAUUCCAACGCGUCACCAAGCAACUUCUAAGCAACAGCUCAGCGUUACGGCCAUCACUAUCCUAUCUACCAUCUCCACCUGCUGAGGGCGACGAUGAGGCCCCAGUGUACGAUGCGUCGCGAGUGGAGCGAUUCCGCGAAGACGUGCUACUGGACUUCGCAUACCUCGAAAGCAGCAUAAUCCGCAUUCAGCUUACGCUCUCCUCCAAUCAGCGCGAACGCGAACGAUACGCAGCCGAAAAGGCCAAGAUUCUUGAAACCGCGCAGGCUGUCCGAGACAACACAGUUGAAUUGAGGGGGAAGCUAGUCGAAGCACAGGAAGCCCUCGAGCGCAGAAAGGGCUACGAUGUCAUGGCGGCGAAGAUCCUCGACGAUAAGAAGCUCAAGAGUCGCGACGAGGCCAAGGCAGAGAUCGACAAGCUUGAGAAGGAGAUCGAAGACUUGCAGCACGAGAACGCUGGAUACGAGGGCACAUGGCAGGAGCGACGAGAACAAUACGACAGAAUUGUUCGUGAGGGCGAAGCCAUGAUACGGCAAAUCAAAGGGAUCAAAGAUGAGCCAGAAGAGGAGAAAGGGGAUGAAGAAAUGGAGGAUGAGCAUGGAGACAAGGAAGAGGGCGACAACAGUGGUAGGAAUACUCCAAUGCAGGAUGGCAGAUCGCCUCAGCCUGCGGAGGCCAGCGACGCGACUCCUAUGCCGGACAGUGGCGAAGCUGGGGAGGGAAGUUUUGAAGGCACGCCCGCGCGUCCGACCAACAAAUUCCUGGAAGUGGACGAUGCGACCAGAUCUGGGAGUCGUGUCUCGUCACCUUUGUCACAACCUGCACACAUGCCCGAUGAUGUGGACAUGGGCGAUACUCCGCUCGCGACGGCAGAGACACCGAGCAAUGGCGAGGCACAGGUUGCAACGCCUAGCGAUGCGAUGGCUGAGACCAUGGACGAGUCUUGAGCAGGAUUGAGAACCAGCAGAGCGGGAUCACAGACGUCUGGUUAUUCCAUUUUGCAUGGCACCAUGUUGGGAACCUUCCGUUGACCGGAACACCCGGUAAACGCGCAUAUCCUCGAGCGUCGAAAAGCCCUGGCUCACAUUUUCAUUGCGACACGUUCAUGAGCUUCUGACGCCGCUGAAAGCUUCGGCCAUACUGUCUCCGUUCUGACAACGAGACCUGACACAACGCUACCCAGUGCUUCUGAACCUCCUCAAUAGCUCGCUUGCUUAGCGGAAUCAGAUGGAGUGCCCGAGUGUCUUGACCUUCGAACUUCGAACGGAGCUACUUCAACCCCGGCCAUGUAACACCACAGGAACCUUCGCAACAGAAGCGGAACAAG
Molecule: messenger RNA, 1453 nt
Organism: Cercospora beticola
Lineage: Eukaryota; Fungi; Ascomycota; Dothideomycetes; Mycosphaerellales; Mycosphaerellaceae
Product: THO complex subunit 7 family protein
Biological process (GO): mRNA processing
Cellular component (GO): THO complex part of transcription export complex
Source: RefSeq, a predicted model, not a curated record